AUGUGCCUUUGUCUGCCCUCCGUCUCUGGAACAGGAAGUGCAAACACCUCAGUCGUGUUUAACAAGAACGGAGACGCCCCGGGACGCUACGACCUUUUCCAGUUCCAGAUGAACAACCUGUCCGGGCCCGAGUACAAGGUGGUGGGCCAGUGGGUGGAGAUGCUGCAGCUGAAGGUGGAGGAGCUGCGGUGGCCCGAUGGCGACCUGGACGUGCCCCUCUCCGUGUGCAGUCUGCCGUGUAAGACCGGGGAACGCAAGAAGAAAGUGAAGGGCAAACCCUGCUGCUGGCACUGCGAGCUGUGCGACGGAUACCAAUACCAGUUUGACGAAACCUCCUGCCGCCUCUGCACCUACAACAUGAGACCCAACCCCAAUCGGACUGCCUGCCAGCCCAUCCCGAUCAUCAAACUGGAGUGGCAUUCUCCCUGGGCUAUCAUCCCUGUCUUCCUGGCCAUGCUGGGAAUAAUUGCUACUAUUUUUGUCAUGGCAACGUUCGUGCGCUACAACGACACGCCGAUAGUGAGGGCGUCUGGGCGCGAGCUAAGCUACGUGCUGCUAACUGGUAUAUUCUUGUGCUACAUCAUCACUUUCCUCAUGAUUGCCAAGCCGGACGUGGGCGUGUGUGCAUUUAGACGGAUCUUUCUCGGGCUGGGCAUGUGCAUAAGUUACGCCGCCCUCCUCACCAAAACUAACCGCAUCUAUAGGAUUUUUGAACAAGGAAAGCAGACAGUCACCGCUCCCAGAUUUAUUAGCCCCACGUCUCAAAUCGCCAUCACUUCAAGCCUCAUAUGUGUGCAGCUCUUAGGCGUGUUGGUAUGGUUUGCAGUGGCCCCUCCGGACACGAUUAUAGACUAUGACGAACAGAAAACUGUAAACCCAAUGCUGGCUCGUGGCGUCUUGAAAUGUGACAUCACAGACCUCCAGAUCAUCUGCUCUUUGGGCUACAGCAUCCUGCUCAUGGUCACGUGCACCAUAUACGCGAUCAAGACCAGGGACGUACCAGAGGACUUCAAUGAGGCCAAGCCCAUCGGAUUCACCAUGUACACCACCUGUAUAGUCUGGCUGGCCUUCAUCCCCAUCUUCUUCGGCACGGCUCAGUCUGCAGAGAAGCUCUACAUCCAGACCACCACUCUGACCAUCUCCAUGAACCUGAGUGCCUCGGUCGCACUGGGCAUGCUCUAUAUGCCCAAGGUCUACAUCAUCAUCUUCCACCCGGAGAUGAACGUGCAGAAGAGGAAACGCAGCUUCAAGGCCGUGGUCACCGCCGCCACCAUGUCGUCACGCCUGUCGCAGAAGCCCAGCGAGAGGCCCAACGGAGAGGCCAAGACCGAGCUGUGCGAAAAUCCUCCCGUGGACCCCAUGAGUCAAGCAACCAAAAAGACGUAUGUGAGCUACAAUAACCUCAGGAUCUGA
Messenger RNA from Knipowitschia caucasica, 1413 nucleotides. NCBI's taxonomy places the organism in Eukaryota, Metazoa, Chordata, Actinopteri, Gobiiformes, Gobiidae. The record is from the annotation of a GenBank genome assembly.